GUUUGGGCGAGAGCAUCCCCUAUCCUUCGAGCGAAACCACUAGCGAGGCUCCGUUGGCUGAAGCGGGAUGGACGAGUCGGUCAGCGAGAUCGAGGGGACUUUCCCCAUGAAUUUCAUCAACCUCAACUACCAGACCAUCACGUCCGAGGAGGAGCGGAAGAAGCUCUUCAAGGACGGCUGCUACACGGGUGUGAACAGGAGUCGCUACCGCAAGAGGUUCCUGCGCAAGGACGGGAACUGCAACAUCCAUUUCAAGGGCAUGCUGAACGAGUGGGGCAGUUACUUUUCUGACAUCUUCACCACCCUCAUCGACCUGAAGUGGAGCCACAUCUUUGUGAUCUUCUCCCUGUCCUACAUCCUCUCUUGGCUCUUCUUCGGCUUUGUCUACUGGGUCAUGAGCGCUAUCCACGGGGACCUGGGGGUGGGGGAGUCCGAGCACACGCCCUGCAUCGCCGAGGUGCACACCUUCACCGCUGCCUUCCUCUUCGCCAUCGAGACCCAGACCACCAUUGGCUACGGACUGCGUUGCGUGACGGAGGAAUGCCCCUUCACCGUCACUAUGGUGACUUGCCAGUCUGUCACCAAGUACCUGAUCAACAGCUUCAUUAUCGGGGCUGUGGUGGCCAAAAUGGCCAAGGCCAGGAAGAGGGCCCAGAAGACCAUCGGCUUCAGCAACAAUGCAGUGGUAGCCAUGCGGGACGGCAAGCUGUGCCUCAUGUGGCGGCUGGGAGACUUUCGCGAGAGCCACGUGAUCGAGGGCACUAUCACGGCUCAGCUCCUGCGCUUCCAGGAGACUGGAGACAACCAGAUGACCAUGGAGCACCAGCAGCUGCGCUUGACCACCGAGAGCGUGAUCCUGGUCAGCCCUGUGAUCGUGGAGCACGCGAUCGAUGAGCACAGCCCGCUGUAUGACCUGGGACAGAGCCUCUUGGCUGAGGAUGACUUUGAGCUGAUUAUCACCUUUCUGUGCUCGGGGGACUCUACGGGAAGCGCCCACCAGUCGCGGAGCUCCUACACCCCGCUUGAGAUCCUGUGGGGACAUCGCUUCAAGGAGAUCCUCAAGGACAAGAACAACUACUUGAAGGUCAGCUACUCCGAGUUCCACAGGACCCAGGAGGUCAGCACACCGGCCUGUAGUGCCAGGGAGCUCUACACCGCCUCCGAGCCGCUCGGAGUCCUCAGUGUCGCUGGGCUUGACAGCUGCAGUCCUGACUACGAGAGCCUGGCCGCUCCGAGCCAGGGCAGGGAACCCGAAGGGGAGCAGGAGCUCGAAUACAAGAAGCCUCUGUUCCUGAGCAAAAUAUUCAACAUGGAGUCCGAACUGUGAUCCCUGAACUGUGUCACUUGAACCCUGGCUCUCUCUCCACCUCCAGUACCACUUGCCCUCCCGGACCCCAUCCCCUACUUCCCCCUUAUCAUGUCAUUGAGACGUCUCAAAGUUCUUCACACAUUAUACUGUAAAGUGAGUUGACUGACCAAUUGGGCUCAGCAGAAUCCCACAGAACAGUCUUGGAUUGAGUGACCAAAUUAUCAUUGGUAGUAUUUUUUUUCCCCAUCAAGUUUUCGUAUGAACAACGGGGAAGAGAGGGAGUAAAUUCAGAUUGAAAACUCCGCUUGAAACCUUUAACCUCUUGGGUGCGACUUUGGUUUGCACACAAUCUGGAAGUAAUGGAUAAAGCAAAACCCACACCUCUCUGGGCCGGGGAGGGAGUGGGUGGAGGGGAAAUCGUGGUAUUUCAGCAUCACGCACGGUGGCGCAUUGCGACAAAUCAUCCUCCGGUUUGGAAAUGAAGGAACUCUGGGUUGCAGACUUCUCUCCCUCCCUCCCACACCCCGAACUGUCCUCAGCCAUCAGCCUCCCACUCUUCUCCCCCACCCUCCUCCCAACAGAACAUUACACUCCCAGCUAAGAGGGCUCAUUGCUCUUCAAACAAAUGCAUCCCUCAACUGCGAUAUGGCACUUUGUGUAUUGCCUGGCCAAGAAAUGCCCAAAUACUCACUGUGCGCGUGCGUGUGUGGGUGUGAAAGAGGUGGAGGGAGAGAGAGUCCAAGAGAGAAAGUGAGAUAGAAUGUGUUAAGGAACAGGUUUAGUGAUAUUCUAUACCACACGUCAAACUACUUCCAAGUACGCUACUUGCAAAUAUUACACGACAGAGAAUAUUAAUAGACUUGUGGUGCAGUGUCAAGCAGCUCUGUUCUGUUUCAGACUGGAUUGUUGCUGGAUUAGUCAGUUACUGUGAACUAGUGCAUGAUCUGCAUAGAGGUUCAUAUACAUAUAUAUAGAUAUAAUAAUAAUAAUAAUAAUAUGCAUAUAUAAUAGAGAUAUAUUAUGAUAAGCACCUCCUUGCAGGCGAGUGCUGCUUUUUUGAGGUAACCUGCUAUAAUAGAGAUUUCUCAAUAAAACCCAAGAUUCUAAUGUA
Molecule: messenger RNA, 2420 nt
Organism: Callorhinchus milii (elephant shark)
Lineage: Eukaryota; Metazoa; Chordata; Chondrichthyes; Chimaeriformes; Callorhinchidae
Product: potassium inwardly rectifying channel subfamily J member 16
Exons: 1
Coding region: 68-1327 (419 amino acids)
Biological process (GO): regulation of monoatomic ion transmembrane transport; potassium ion import across plasma membrane
Cellular component (GO): plasma membrane
Molecular function (GO): inward rectifier potassium channel activity
Source: RefSeq, a predicted model, not a curated record